Schistosoma turkestanicum is the source of this 2358-nucleotide messenger RNA. The record is from the annotation of a GenBank genome assembly. NCBI's taxonomy places the organism in Eukaryota, Metazoa, Platyhelminthes, Trematoda, Strigeidida, Schistosomatidae.
CUUGACGCUUUUCUGCAUGACGCGUGUUUUUAAAUAGAUUUGUUUUUGCCUAUAAUGUCAAAUGAGUAUCUUGGACCGUGGUAUGAGAAUUCAUCAAAAAGCGCCCAGAUUCUUCACACAACCAAUAAUGAUAGUAGCUCAGUGAAAAAAUUCACCGGUCACCAGGAUGAACAACAACAACAGCAGCAACAACAACGUGAGAGAUUACUGGAAGGCAUUGCUGAAGCUAAAACCACCAUUGAUUUAUUUUUAAAUAAUCGAUUUGAAGAGGCCAAAAAUCGUCUACAUACAAAAAAUGGUAGUGGUGGUAUGUAUCAAGAAUUGGCGAAUUCGACAAUACUGUUCAUUCAAGGAAUGGCUACAAUUGAGAAUGAAAAUCUUGAAUUAGCCAAAGAACAAUUAAAAACCACAUUGAAAGCAUGUCAAGCAAAUCGACGUAAAGCAGCAAUCACAGAAACAUUCACUAAACAAAUGGAAAAAAGUCGUAAUACAAUUUAUGCCUUAUAUACGGAUGAACAAGCCCAUGCUGAAUUAUGUUAUGCUGAAGGUCUACUUCAAUUGGCAUUUCUUUCAAUGUUACAAGAUGAAAAAUUAGCCAGUCUCAUCAAAUGUUCUUUGAAAAUAAGACAAUGCUAUAAAUGUUAUCGAUUAUGUUGGAGAAUAUUGAAAUAUCAUAAUUGGCAAAAUCCAAUCAGCAAAUCAGCAUUUGAAAGUGGUGUACAUUUAGGUGUUGGAGCGUUUAAUUUAAUGAUCUCAAUGCUUCCUAGACGUGUAUUGAAAUUAUUGGAAUUUGUUGGAUUCUCUGGAGAUCGUCAAUUCGGUUUAGAACAACUAAGAUUAGGUGCAGGAAUGCAAGAUUCAUUACGUGGUCCUUUAUGCUCUCUAUUAUUAUUGGCAUACGAUUUAUAUGCUACUCACAUGUUAGGUGACAGUGUUGUCAGUGUAUCAUCUGAACAACCAGAACAUUUGAAAGAAGCUCGUGAAUUAUUAGCUCAUUGGUGUGUUGUUUAUCCGAACAGUGCGAUAUUCUUAUUGUUAGCUGGUCGUUUAGAAGAAAUCUCAGGAAAUUUACAUGAGGCUAUCACAUUAUUUCAACGUUCAAUAGAUUCACAAUCUGACUGGAUACAUUAUCAUCAUCUUUGUUAUUGGGAAUUAAUUUGGUGUUAUGCAUUACAAGCUGAUUGGCAAAAAGCUAUUUUAUACACUGAAAAAUUAGCUUUAGAAAGUCGUUGGAGUCAAGCAUCUUAUCGUUAUAUGAAAGCAGCUUUCUUACUACAAAGUAUGGAAGAUCAUACGGUGCGUGAAAUGAGAAAUCAUGAUGGUAUUAUUGCAAAACCACAAGAUAUAGUUGAUCAAUUAUUAACAGAUAUACCUAACUUGGUAAAACGUUUCGGUGGUCGAUCAUUACCAAUUGAAAAAAUUGCAUUGAGAAAGUCGGCCAGAUAUUUUGCACAGAAUAAACGGCUAACUCUACCAGCUUUAGAACUCAUAUUCAUUUGGAAUGGAUUCAAAAUGAUCCAGUCACAACCGGAUGCUAUCACAGCAUUUAUUAUGAUUUGUGAAAAUAAAAUCAAUGAAUUAUUUCAAACUAAAGAUACAUGUGAAACAUUUUAUGAUGAUUAUUGCUUAGCAUUAAUGCUUAAAGGUGUUUGUCUUCGUUGUCGUGGCCAGACAUUUCAAGCUUAUAUGUGUUUCACUGAAAUUAUACAAUCUAAACGAAAAUUAAAAUUAGACACUUAUCUUCUACCAUAUUGUGAAAUGGAAUUAUGUCAUCUGUCAUAUGAAGAAGGAGAAAUUGAUGAAGCGGUGAAACAUUUAGAAAAAGCUUUAAGUUAUAAACAUUAUCAUUUAGAAUCACGACUACAUUUUCGUAUACAUGAAAUGGAUACACGUCUUAGAGAGAAUAAACGUAAAUUAUCAACUUUAACAGUAGAACACCAUGCACAACAUUCACCAUCAUCAUCAUCAUCAAAUCAGCAACAACAGCAACAACAAUCGCCAACAAUGAAAAAAACGGGUAGUGAAUAUUUUUUGGGAUUACCUAAUUUAUUCUCCAGUAGUAAUAAUAGUAAUAAUAAUAAUAAUAAUAGUGAUAACAAGUCCAUGUUAUCAUUUAAAUCCAUCGAUCUACCUAUGAGUAAUAGUAAUAAUAAUAAUUAUUCAUCAACAUCCAAAGUGAAAAGUGCUUCAUCAGCAAGAAAUUUAACAUUUUCUAAGAAAAAUCACAGUGUUGAAACACUGUCGUCAACAUUGGAUGCUAGACGUCUGUUUGAUGAAGGUGAUUUGGACGAUGGCGAUGAUAAUGUGGAUGUCAAUUUGGAUGAUGAAACAUUCAGUAUGGAUUAUGGGACAAGAUGA